Messenger RNA from Eucalyptus grandis, 1026 nucleotides. Its product is annotated as putative pentatricopeptide repeat-containing protein At3g18840. The transcript has a single exon. Gene Ontology annotation, biological process: RNA modification. The record is from RefSeq and is a predicted model, not a curated record. NCBI's taxonomy places the organism in Eukaryota, Viridiplantae, Streptophyta, Magnoliopsida, Myrtales, Myrtaceae. Gene Ontology annotation, molecular function: RNA binding; protein binding. The coding region runs from base 1 to 1026 and encodes 341 amino acids.
AUGUCUGAAGCACGGAGGCUUUUUGAUUCUCUGAAUGAAAAGAAUUCUAUCGUGUGGACAGCUUUGUUUACUGGUUAUGUCAAAGCACAGCACUGUAAAGCUGUAUUUGAACUGGUGAAUGAAUAUAGAGGGAAUGCAAACAUUUCUUUUGAUGUACCCAUAAUCAUCUGCUUGCUAGGUGCCUGUGCAUUGCAGGUGGCCCUGGAUCCUGGAAAACAAAUUCAUGCUUACUCACUAAGAAAAGGGAUGGAAAUGGAGGAGAAGCUGAUUAGUGCCACAAUCGACAUGUAUUUUAAGUCUGGCAGUACUGAAUAUGCAGGAAAGAUAUUUCAAAAACUCACGGAAAGAGACUUGAUUCUCUACAAUAUCAUAAUUUCCAGUUAUGCAAAUCAUGGGCACGAAGAUCAAGCUAUGGAGCUGUAUAAAGAAAUGUUGGAGAGAGGAUUGAAACCUGAUGAGGUCACCUUUAUUGCGCUUCUAUCUGCUUGCCGUCAUAGUGGGUUAGUGGAAAUGGGGGAAAAGUAUUUCAAGUCCAUGGUAGAAGAUUACAAAAGAGUGCCUAAAACGGAUCACUAUGCCUGUGUGAUUGAUCUGUAUGGAAAGGCAAAUCUACUAGAAAAGGCAAUGGAUCUCAUGAAGAAAAUUCCCAGGAAUUCGGAUCCUGUGAUUUUGGGGGCUUUUUUGAAUGCCUGCAAGAUAAAUAGGAACCUCAGUCUCACAAGAGAAGCGGCAGAGCAGCUAUUGGUUAUUGAGGAAGAUAAUGGAUCUCGGUAUGUGCAGCUGGCAAAUGUAUUUGCAGCUGAGGAAAAUUGGGCAGAGAUGCGCAAGAUAAGAAAGAAAAAGAGAGGGAAGGAAACCAAAAAACUGGUGGCUGCAGUUGGGUGUAUCUCGAAAAUGGAAUUCAUGCAUUUGCCUCUGGCGACACAUCGCAUUCAAAAGCAGAGGCUAUCUAUUCGAUCUUGGAGUUCCUAUCUGCAGAUCUACGUGUGCUACCCAAUUCAAGUGUUGGAAAGAUUACAACUUUAA